AUGGCUUUGGAUUCUCUACAGCGCGCCUUUCUAGGGCUGCCAAUUGUGUCCGUUGCCAUAUUCGCCCUUCCAAGUUCCUCAUUUAUUCGAUAUGCACUUUAUCCAAUCCCUGCAGUUCUUAUGCUUCAGGCCGCAAUACAGCCACCGACAAAAGAUAAUGAUGUUGAAGAUACGUACCUAUUCGGUCUUUUUACCUCGGCUCUUGCCCUCCGACUAUUCGACUAUUUGUACUUGCAAGGGUACGACACUCCGAAACAUUUCUUCAGGGUCCAACAAGUCGGCAAAGUUAAACAACAGUUGGAGUAUCCACAGAGUCUCUGGGGUCGCAUAAAAUGGGGAUUUUUACUGCUCGUCUCUCAGCGAGGGAUUGGCUGGAAUUUCGAGGUUUCGGUUCCGAGCACGAAAUAUCCGCCAACUAGAACGGCAUUCCUUCGUCAAGCUGUUUUUGUUUUGCUGCAGAUAUACUUGGGGUUGUAUCUGACCGGAGCCCUUUACGAUUUUAUGACCGGGGUUAUUCGUCAGGAGAUCUCAGUUGCAGAGUACCCAUGGGUGUAUGAUCUCUGCAAGAAUGAGGUUUCCCAAAUGGUGAUAAUCCUUCUAGGUUGGGUCAUUACAAUAAUAUCGCAUAUCAGCGUCCUUUACAAUAUUGCUGGUAUAGUUUGUGUCGGACUCGGAUUUGGUGGGUUCUGGAAGGAGCCAACUUCAUGGCCAAGAACAUUCGGGCGUUUGAGGGAUACGUGGAGUAUUCGUAGCGUAUGGGGAAAGUCAUGGCACCAGUCUUUGAGAAGGUGUCUUAAUGCUCCAGGAGACAGAAUUGCAGAUAUCAUCUUCGGGGAUCCGUCACAGCUAUCCUACUCAGUUCGUCUCAUAAGAAGAUACUUCCUCCUAUUUUCUGCCUUUGCAUGGUCCGGAAUCAUCCACGCGGGCGGUGUCUAUUUCGUCACAGUUACAAACCCAGUACCAUUCAAAGACUCUACACCGGUAUCAUCCCGGCCAGCAUGGUACGUUUCAGGGUACUUUUUCUACGUACAAGCCGUCGCCGUAACUCUUGAAGAUUUCAUUAUGUGGCUAUUCGGAAUCUCGACCGAGGAGAAAGAGGUCCAGAAAAGACCUGUCAGGAGGUUUUUGGGGACGGUGUAUACCUUUGCAUGGUUCAUCUGGAGUACGACCGCUUUGUGGGUUGAACCUCAGCUCCUCUCAUUCGGAUAUAAGAGACUAGGGGAUGAAGGUAUGGGGUAUAUACAUAUUUUGGAGGCGGUUAGCAAGGGCACUGCUGCCGUUCCUUUAAACCCCUGGCCAGCUAUUAUCGACGGAGCUUUGCUUUUAUAUCAGCGAUAUUCCAAGGGGUAG
Orbilia oligospora ATCC 24927 is the source of this 1350-nucleotide messenger RNA. RefSeq lists its product as uncharacterized. Lineage: Eukaryota; Fungi; Ascomycota; Orbiliomycetes; Orbiliales; Orbiliaceae. Bases 1 to 1350 code for a protein of 449 amino acids. The transcript has 2 exons. The record is from RefSeq and is a predicted model, not a curated record. Gene Ontology annotation, biological process: lipid metabolic process.